GUCCAGUCUCGUGAGCUCCGCGAGUGUUGUUAGUAAUCUUAGCGCAGGUGCGCGCUUCUGCAUCUCCAUUACACAGAGAUGUCAGUAAUGUAAAACUGGAGACCACAGCGGAAAAAGCUACAGAAGAAAACAAAGGAAGCUCUCAGACGAGGGAAAACAUUCUGCCUCAACGUAAAGCUGCUGAUAAAAACAUGGAAUCCUGCCCUGCAGAAAUGGACAAAAAUGGAGAGGAACUCACAGGACGGAAGAAGUCACGCUUUAAGCAGCUGAAGACGCGUCUCUUUGGGAAACUGAAGAAAAAGGAAAGCGAAGGGCUGAUUAAGCAAAGCCAGUCCGCUAGUGACAUCACUGCUCCAGAGGCCAUAAGGGAAGGCUACGACUCUGAAGAGGAGUUUUCGUACCCACAGUGUCUGAGCUCCAGGGCGUUGUCUCACGAUAGCGUCUUCUUUACUGAUCAGACCCAGUCCACAGAACCAACACGUGUUCUUUCACAGGAGAACGUUCAUGACAAAAUUAAGGCCUUACAAUUGAAACUACAGCAACAGAACUUACAUCUAGGUCCUCCUCCAAUGUCGAUUCCUGGCAAACGCACGGAGGACUCAGGAACCACUUCAGAGGAUGAUGGUUUACCGUGCAGUCCACCUGAGACGUCCUUCUACGAGCGAGUGAACCAUACAGACGUUUACAAGUAUCCCGAAUCUCAGAAACAUCUGAGCUCUCUGAGUUUAGCUGGAACGGGAAGUGAGGAAGAAGAACAGGGUGAUCCUUUCCAGCCAUCAUCAAGGCCUCUAUCCCCAGUCUCCAAACCAUCCCCUCAGCCAAUCAUCUCCCCGACCUCCGCCUUGACCACUCCCCCUUCAGGAGUUGACUUCAAUAGCCCAGCAUGUUACAUGGCCAGUUUGGAUAACUCGGCUGCCCGUCAUCGCAUGUCAGUCAAACCGAGGAAACAAAGAGCCAGCACAAGGGGAAACAGAGUGCCAACGGUAUCUAUUUCUCCCAGGUAUCGGUCAGAAAGCAUCAGUGAUCUGGACAACGUUCUGUCUGAGGAGGAUGAUGAUGAUGGCACCACGACGUCCACAGAGACAGAGCAACGCAGUUUGUCUUCCUCUCCGUCUUCGGACCUGAAGGAGAAGCCCAUCUCCACAGAACCUACAGAGACAUCUCCAGCAAAGUCAGAGCAGAACCAGGAGGAGAACCCCAUCAUAACUGAAAUUAAUUCCCCAUCUCUGGGUUUGUCAGAAGAGCCUCUUGAAUCUGAGGGCAAAGUCACCACAAAUCCUCUUUAUUUGCAGCCCAUGUCCUUUGGCUUGACCUCAAGCUCCUCGGGUCCACCGUCACCAUCAGGACUUCCAGAAUCUACACAACCAUCAAGAGCAAUAGUGUCAUUAAGAGCCCAUUCACCUAUCCAGAGACAUGAUCCAAAUGAUAUCCAGAUUCAGACGAGUGAGAAUCUUGUGUGUGGAACAAAUACAAAGGAAAGCCCAUCGGAGGAAGCAUCAUUUAAACAAUUUCCUGUACCUCUGCCUCGCAUCAAAAAUCUGAAAAUGGAAAUAAGAAGCCCUACGUCUCCAAAAGGAGCCAUGGAGGCCUCAACAAAACCUAUCAUUGCAUCUGGAAAGUAUCACUCCAAAACAACAAGUGAGACUGUGACAAUGCAGAAUGAGGGACAUUUGAAAGGUACUCCAGGAAUCAAGACUCAAUCCAACAAACCCAACCUAGAGCCACAGAAAGAUGAAGCAAGAGAAACGAAACCAACAGAGUUUCAGAAUCUCCUCAAUCAAACACAAGACACAAAGAGUUUUCGUAGAGAAGUAACGCCUCCUAUUAUGUCCAAACCAACAACAGGAACCAAUCUUAAGACUGAUAUUGCUACAGAACACGAGGCAACAGAGAAACUAGAGGAACCUGAAGACAGAAAACUGAAGAAUACUUUUGGGGUGCAGCUCCGCACAACCUCUCUGUCGCUAAAAUAUCGCUCUGAGGUUUCCAAAAUUAAAGAUGAAACCAAACGGUACAGUUUAGAGUCUAAUACAGUGCUAGCUAACUCGGAAGAGCAUGCUGGGAAAACAGAAACCUUCAGAAAUAUGUGCGAUGGCAAUUCCAAGAAUAAACACAGUGUUCCCAAAAAACAAGAUUCACAGAGCCUGGAGUUUCAGCCUGCUGCCCAAGACAAUGGACCCAGAGAGAAGACCAGAGCUUACCAGCCAUUCUUGAACAGACUGGCCACUAAUCACUCACCAGUCCACCCUUCACCUCCAACAGCACCUCUCGCACAGCCUCCCAAACCUGUACAGCCUAAAACACAGCCACUGACCACCGCCACGCUUCAUCCUCUGAAAACACAGCACACACUGAACACACCGAUUCAGCCGGCCUCACAGAGACUUUCUACUAAACCAGCACCUAGUGGAACAAAAGACAAGCAGGAACUCAAUGGUAGGAACUGUACACCAGAAGACUAUACAACAAAGAGAGCAGCAGCUUUCAACAAGAUGGAUGGGAAUGCAAAACACGUCCCACCAAACACAGAGACACUUACCGUCACAUCUGAGCUUCCAGCAACAUCAGCAUCAUCAUCGCCACCGGACGUCUCUCAGCAGCAACAGCCACGGUCAGAUGGAGCUCAGCCGUCCUGGAUGGAGCUUGCCAAGAGAAAGUCUUUAGCAUGGAGUGACAAAACUUUAGAAUGAAGACGAGACAAUCAACCAGAGAGAUUCAAUGAUGGAAUACCCAAUGUUACAGUGAAUGAAUGUAAAAGCUGUGUGUGUGAGAUGGAGUGAGUGAUAAAUUGUUAUCUCUUGUGUGCUUAUAUAUUCGUCCCCUUGGAAUUAUAAGGUUCUAUCUGACAUUUUUGUCAAAAUUGAGUUAUUCACAUAUUCUUAUUCUGUGACA
This is a messenger RNA of Pimephales promelas (fathead minnow), 2892 nucleotides long. RefSeq names its product cracd like b (gene cracdlb). The record is from RefSeq and is a predicted model, not a curated record. NCBI's taxonomy places the organism in Eukaryota, Metazoa, Chordata, Actinopteri, Cypriniformes, Leuciscidae.